This is a messenger RNA of Thlaspi arvense, 1251 nucleotides long. Lineage: Eukaryota; Viridiplantae; Streptophyta; Magnoliopsida; Brassicales; Brassicaceae. The record is from the annotation of a GenBank genome assembly.
AUGGUGGGGGGAGGCAAAGAUCCUAUGUGGCCCCAACUUAGAUUACCGGAAUGGUGGGGGUGCUCAAUGAGAUGCAUGCCUUCUAAUUUUCGUCCAGAAAAUCUCGUUGAACUUAGAAUGCCGGAUAGUCACCUUGAGAAACUGUGGGAAAGAGUUCAGGUAAGGGGCUUGAAUGCUUUUAAAUAUAACUCUGAUUCUUUUAUUGAAGAGAGCUUUUAUGACUCUUUAAGCCCAGUGGAAACAGCAAGAGGCAAUAUCCGCACUCAGUUACCAUAUGGUUCUCCCUCUUGCAAGUGGAAGUAUGACGUCUUCGUAAGCUUCCGUGGAGAAGAUGUUCGCAGAAGUUUAGUCAGCCACUUGUAUAACGCAUUUAGUCGCGAAGGAAUCACUAUAUUUAUGGGCCAUGAGAUUGAGACAGGCGAGGACCUGUCCCUUAAUCUUGUUGGGAUUAGAAAAUCAAGAAUAGCUCUAGUCGUGCUUUCAAAGAAGUACGCUACUUCGAAAUGGUGCUUCAAUGAGUUAGUGGAGAUCAUAGACUGCCGAAAAGAGAUUGGUCAAAAAGUGAUACCCGUUUUUUAUGGUGUGAGUCCUUCUUAUAUCAUGAAUCAGAUCUUAUACAAUGAUUUCACCUUCGAGAAGCAACAAAAUUGGGUGCACGCUUUAAGUGUAGUAAGACGACGUAAGGGGUAUCAUUCCCGAGACUGGGCUUACGAAGUAGAUAUGAUUGAAGCAAUUGCUGAUGAUAUUUCUUUUCAACUAAACUUUAAACCAGAGUUUCAUGAUCCCCCAAUUUUAAGUCAUUAUGUUGAGAUGCAGCCCAGUAUUCGUAAUAUUCUUCAAAGUGAGAAAACACUAAAACUGCACUACGAUGGUCUAAAUGGGAAGGAGAAAGCGUUGUUUCGUCAUAUUGCUUGCUUUCUGAAUAAUGAGACAUAUAAGAAUGUGAUGCAAUUGCUGGAAAACAGUGAGUUGUAUGUUGGAAUAUCAAAAGAGAGAGUCAUAAGUAUGCACGAUGUGCUGCAAAAUAUAGGCAGAGACAUAGCUCUCGGGCCACUCAUUAACCAGCCUGCAAAUCGUCAGUUCUUGAUUGAUACUAGGGAGGGUUGCAGCGUACUUAUUGAUCAAACUGGUACUAAAAAUGUGUUCGGCAACUCGUUUAAAGUACCAGAAAUGGAAGAGAGGUUGAGAAGGGAUGAAAGAUUCAAAGGACUCAAAAAGAUGAAGUUUAUGAGAAUGUCAGAUUUCAUUUAG